UUAAUUCAUAAAGAAAUAAACAAAGUAAAAGCUUCGCAACGCAGUUGAUGCCAAUUGAAACGGACUGAGCCUGGUCUCCCCAUUCACUCGCUUUCAUUUGAAUAAACCCAAUUUUCAUACGUCCAGCAGGGCGCCCGCUGAUUGGCCGGCGUCCCUCCGCCGGCCGCCUCUGAUUGGCCGCUUGUUCCCGUGCAGAUUUUUUUCUUUCCCUCCUUUUGAGCCUCGACGCCGUGAAUGGACGAGUGUGGCGGCAGCGCCCGGUCGCGCUGAUUGGCUGGGCGCAGCAGGGCGGUCCGCCCUGGUUGGCUGGCUGCCGCUGGGCGGGCCGUCGGGAUUCGCCGAGCCCUGCUGCCCGGUGUCCGGGUAAGAUGGCGUCGGAGGAGCAGUGCUCGGCGCCGCCACCGCGAUGGCAGUCGGUCUCCUUAACCCACGUAGAGUAUCCAGCCGGUGAUUUGACUGGACAGAUGCUGGCCUACACCAGUCUGCUGCCCAUGGCGAUCCUGGUCGGCUUCGUCACGCUCAUCAUCUUUAAGAGGGAGCUGCACACGAUCUCAUUCUUUGGUGGUUUGGUGAUGAAUGAAGGGCUAAACUGGCUACUGAAGCACAUCCUGCAGGAGCCCCGGCCAUGUGGGGGAGGCCACAGCACCGUAACAACAGAGUACGGCAUGCCUUCCAGCCACUCGCAGUUCAUCUGGUUCUUCGUUGUUUACUUUUUCCUUUUUCUUUAUUUAAGAAUGCACCAGACAAACAAUGCUAGGUGCGUGGAGUUGUUAUGGAGACACGUGCUCUCAAUCAUCCUACUGGGUGUGGCUUUGGCUGUAUCAUACAGCAGAGUUUACCUUCUGUACCACACCUGGAGUCAGGUGAUCUAUGGGGGCGUGGCUGGAACGGUGGUGGGGGUGGUGUGGUUUUUCUUCACGCAGGAGGUGUUGACGCCCAUCUUCCCCAAAAUAGCAGCCUGGCCCCUAUCAGAGUUUUUCCUGGUGAGGGAUACAAGCCUCAUUCCUAAUAUUUUAUGGUUUGAGUACACGGUGACCAGAUCAGAAGCCAGAAACAGACAACGAAAGCUGGGAACAAAGCUUCAGUGAUCUUCUCUCCACUGGUUCAAACUGACGAAAAGGACCACACACACAUUCUCUCACAAGCACACACACACACACACACACACACACACACACAAACGUUCCUACAUUCACAUACACACUGGAGAUUUAUCGUCUGGACCGUUCUGGUCGAGAUUUGAGGGCAGGACCAUUUUCAGGUGGACCAAAACGGGGAGAGGUCAGCCGCGACCGUUAAUAUCCAAGUGACCAGAGUGUGUGUGGCGGACCACAUCUCUCCUCUCCACCCCCAACCAACCCCCCACCGACACCACACCUCCCUUCCCACCAAGACCGGCCCUGUGUUUCUAAUGCAUGCUGACCGUGCAAGAGGCAAAGCUAUUUAAUGAGAAAUGUAAUAUAUAUUUUAACCAUUAACGCACGCGGGCGAAAUCAAAAUACCCUGAACUGAACUGUGUCCGGCGUAAAGGAGAGAGCGUGAGAGAGUGAGAGCAUGAGCGAGAGAGUGAGAGUAAGAGUGAGUGAGGAUUUCUUUAGUGUGUAACCUUUUGGCAGGCAUUGCUACAGCAUGACAUAGUGGACCGCUCCUCUUUUUCUUUUUCUUUUUUUUUUUUUUCUUUUUUUUUAUUACUGUGUAAGGGGUUAAAUAUUUUCGGAUUUGGAUUAGGGUUUUGGGGUUUAUAGCAGAAGGGAAGAAUAGAUAUUUCGGGUGGGUGUUGUAUUUGUUUUGUUUGUUUUUGUUUUUUGUUUUCUCCAUUCUUAUAAAAUAGAGUUUCUCUACUCUGGUAACAUGUAAUAUCAAGUAAGAUAAUUUGCACUUUGUGAAUUUGAAAGAGAAAAAAAAACAUUUUUCUCCCCCUCUUUUUUUAUUAACACUAGUUACCAUCAGAGAAAAUGAUCAUCUUUCUUUCUCUACUUUGUUUGUCCCUUUAUUGUUAAUUGUCAAUCAGUUGCAGUUGGUGAGAUGGAUUAUCCACUCUGAGCUGUGAUUGGUCAGAAUGCUGUCCCAGUCUCAUUAUUGGUUCAUGGUUCAUGUGCAUGGGUUUGCAUCAAGAGCAGUGCUUGGGCCCCUGGCAUUACCACAGCACAUUGGUCAUUAGGUGCGUUGACAGGAAAGCACUGUGGUUUUGUUACAGUUGUCAGGACAGUUUCUCUGCAAUGGGGCAUUUCACACCAAACCACUCUGAAUUACUUUGCAUCUUAACCAGUUAAUUAUUCAGACAUUCUGACAAAUCUAUGGACUUUCCCUUAAAAUUUACACGUGUCGAUAUGCUUGUACCUGCUUACUUGAGCGAUUGCAUUGUAUGGACCUGUGCAGCAGUUCCUGCAGCGAAACUUUCAGCACAUUGCAAAGAAGGGCAUUAAAGGAAUGGUUUAAUGAAAAGUCAGAUUUGGCCAGUUUUACACUUACCGCAGAUGUAGCUGAUCAACCAAGUCCAGAUUUAGCUUCUUUAGUUUAGAACUGGAGCAGUGAGGCAAACAUUGCUAGUAAACACUAGAACUCAAUAGUCACCCAAAUGGUUUCUGUAAAAACAAAGUACUAAAACUUCUCUCGGCGCACGCUGCGUCCAUGCCUUCAUGUAGGUUGCACAGACUUGUCCGUGUGGUUUAGUACACAGUAUGAUUUGAAUGAUAAAAUCAACGAGACUGGGAGCAGGCACUUUAUACAACAGUGUCUGUUUUCACAAACCACCUCAGGAGAUCUGAAAUCGGUGCUUGUGAUAAUGACAGACAUAAAUACAGAGGAGUCUGAUCCGAGGCCAGUCCUGCUUUGUGAGCGCCAGCCCUUGGUGUCUGACGCAGUGAAGUUUUGUUAACUAUAAUAGCUCACAGUGAGUCAUACUGUGUCCUAAGCCGCAUCGACAAGUCUGUGCUCACCCCUAAUGGAGACCUGGAUGUGGUUUGAGCAAGUAUUUGAGCUAUUUGGGUGACUAAGUUCUAGUGUUUGUUAGCAAGGUUAGCAGUUUUAGGUUCUAAACCGAGGAAGUAAAAUAACAGCACCAGACUUGUUUUGGCUGAUCGGCUGCGUGAAAUGAUUAUGCAUUGUGAUUUUUCACUUGAAUGUUCCUUUAAGACCCAGUCGGUCCGGAAGUCGGUUUAGUCCACUUCUCGUCUUCCUGCAAACCCCAUUUUAUAAUUAAUCUGCAUAACAUAAGUUGAAGGUAGUCUGAUUAGGAGUAAGUGGCAGAAAAGGAGUAAGGAGAAUAUUAAAGAGUAAAGCUUUUGGCCUUUAGUGAAAGGAGUGGAGUUGGCGACAUUAGUACCAGAGCGGACUGUGUUGCAGGGUGAUGAUUACAGUGGUAGUUUGGUGAAAAAUCACCUCAGUAGAUCAGCCGAGACGUUUCAGUGUAAAGUUUGCUUCUUAAGUUUUGCGCUGAAGCUGCGUGGCUAAUGUUGCUAACAGGUAAUGCAAGCCUACACUCACCGGCCACUUUAUUAGGUACACCUUGUUCGUAAAAGGCUGGACCCCCUUUUGCCGUCAGAAUUGCUUAAA
Molecule: messenger RNA, 3555 nt
Organism: Pygocentrus nattereri (red-bellied piranha)
Lineage: Eukaryota; Metazoa; Chordata; Actinopteri; Characiformes; Serrasalmidae
Gene: dolpp1
Product: dolichyldiphosphatase 1
Exons: 8
Coding region: 369-1088 (239 amino acids)
Biological process (GO): protein N-linked glycosylation; lipid biosynthetic process
Cellular component (GO): endoplasmic reticulum membrane; intracellular membrane-bounded organelle
Molecular function (GO): dolichyldiphosphatase activity
Source: RefSeq, a predicted model, not a curated record